AUGGAGGCGCCCACGGCCCCGUACAGGGCCACCGCGAACCAACGCAGCCCGUCGCGGCAGUCCCAGUCGUCGGUGCAGCGCAGCCUGUCGCAGCGCACUAGCUCGACAAAGUGGUGGGUGUCCGGGUCGGCGUUCGUGGUGCUCGUCGCGAGCAGAGACGCCGCGGUGGCCUGGCAACUGGUUGGGAGCAUCGCUGCAGCAUUCAACUGCAAGCUCUUGAAACGCGUCCUCAACCACGAACGCCCGGACGGCGCGCAGAAAUCGGACCCGGGCAUGCCGUCCUCGCACGCCCAAAGCCUCGCGUUCCUCGGGACGUCCGCGGCGAUCGGGCUCCGCGUCUGGUGCCAGGACGCCACGUUGGCCCUGGCUGCGCCCGGCGCGAUGAUGGCACUGGCGGUGUUCCUCACGUGGCUCCGCGUGGAGCUCGGGUUCCACACGGGCCCGCAGGUCGUCGUGGGGUUCGUGCUGGGCGCGGUGUCGGCGCUGGCGUGGCGCUGGCUGGGCACGGAGGCGGCGCUGCCCAUGUUCACCAGCUCCGCAGCGGCGACACUCGCACUCUGGGCGCUCGUGGGCGUCGCGGGCGUCGCGUUCGCCGUGAAGAACGUGCUCGCGUGGGCCAAGGAGAAGGCGCAGUAG
Molecule: messenger RNA, 636 nt
Organism: Pedinophyceae sp. YPF-701
Lineage: Eukaryota; Viridiplantae; Chlorophyta; Pedinophyceae
Source: the annotation of a GenBank genome assembly